AUGUUUGCAAGUUGCCGUGCGCGAACAGAAAGCGAUGUCAAGCCCCCAGGCAAACGCGAAGAUCCCUUUGCGCCCCACGCAUCCAAGAGCGGCACGAUGGAAAUGGCUGUGGUACGCGCAGCGCGAUGGGCCGUCGUUGCGGAACAAUGCCGACACCCACGCCGGCCUCGACCGGUGGCAUAUGGCAUCAAAGCUGCGAAGCUGAACGCGAAGUCUGAGACGCCUUCCUUCACGCGUUGCCCGGUUUGCCGAAGCGCUGCAAUGCACUGGCUCGGUCCAACCCGACAAAAUCCUCGCCUAAAACAUCCGAGAAGGCGACGCCCGUUUGCUUGGCCAGAGCAUGGCUAUGCGAUGCCACCAGCACGAAGCGAUCGGUACGGAAAGGCAAGGACUGUAAAGUACCGGUACCGUCCCCGCAACGAUCCUGAUCUCGGCCGCCCCUCCGCGAUCAUGCCCACAAUCCGUCGCUCAAACGCUCCUGCACAUCCACCGUCGUUCCAGGAUGGCGGCAAGGAACCGACCGAGCACAUCCGGCAAGAAUUCGGUCAGGGCAUUCGUGUUGCUUCAGCAGCCGACAUGCCCGGCCGUCCCUCCAACAUAGGAGCUCAACUCGUGCAUCUGCCCGCGCCAGCCAGCAGCCCGCGCGCAUGGGCCAAAAGGGCCUCGCCUGCCGGUGUGGGAACGACGCCCGAUCGGCUACGCACCAGCAAGGUCGUACCGACUUCGCCUCGAUAUCGCGCAGCCCCGGGUGCUGGCGGCGGACAGGGCCAAAUUCAUGCGUGUCGCUCCGGCGGUGAUGCUUCCUCCUUCUACCACCUGACAAAAUAG
Molecule: messenger RNA, 828 nt
Organism: Acanthosepion pharaonis
Lineage: Eukaryota; Metazoa; Mollusca; Cephalopoda; Sepiida; Sepiidae
Source: the annotation of a GenBank genome assembly